GUGACAACACAAGAAGAAAAAGAACCAUGAACUUGUCAAAUUUGGCAGUUCUUAUAGCAACAAGCAUGGUGCUUGUCCAAUGUCAUGAUUGUAAACAUUAUGACCUAUCGGCAUCUGAGCAGUCUUUUCUGAUGAAACAUUACCUCCAUACCUCUAGAAAUGGGGAAGGCCUUUCAACAGGAAAACCAGUCGCCUCAGGUGUGACAUAUGUACGCUGGGGAAAGAAAGGAUGUCCAAAAGGAGUAGAAAUGGUAUAUACAGGACAAGCUGGUGGUAACCAUUAUCAAAACAAAGGAGGAGGUGUCAACUAUCUAUGUUUACCAAAUGAUCCAGAAAACGGACAGCCAAUAGCAGAUGGUAAUGACCAGUUAUUUGGUGCCGAAUAUGAGAUUGAAUCAUCAAACAAACCAUCAGGAAUGAAAAGUGAUAUGCGCCAAAAAGAGGUGCCAUGUGCUGUUUGCUACCAAAGAAAAAGAUCAACUAUUCUUAUGAUACCAAAGUGA
Molecule: messenger RNA, 503 nt
Organism: Mytilus trossulus (common blue mussel)
Lineage: Eukaryota; Metazoa; Mollusca; Bivalvia; Mytilida; Mytilidae
Exons: 4
Coding region: 27-503 (158 amino acids)
Source: RefSeq, a predicted model, not a curated record